UCACAAACUAUUUGCAAAUCCAUCGAUUUCCAUCUUCAUCUCAGAUUUCUUCCAUUUCCAUCUUCUGGUCAUCGACAUCUUCAUCUGCAAAAUCGAUUUAUUGUUUUAAACUACCACCACCAACAAAAUCGAUUAUCUUCAUCUUCAAGAACGAUCGAUUUGCAGAUUUCUGAGCAAGCUAAAUAGAAUCCUUCUAUUAGAGAUCUUUACAAGGGACGGCAAGGUUCACAAGUCUGCGCUUAUUCUAGACAGAUUUUUUAUUCCAAAUAGUGUGUACUCAAACCUUGUUGAAGAGAUUUGGAGAGAAUGAAAGCUUUAGGAUGGUGGUUGAUGUUGGUGGGUUCACUCCGGCUGGCCUCUGUAUGGUUUGGUUUCUUUGACAUUUGGGCUCUUCGCCGUGCAGUCUUCUCUCAAACCACCAUGUCUGAAAUUCACGGAAGGACGUUUGGAGUGUGGACGCUUCUUACUUGCACUCUGUGUUUCCUGUGUGCAUUUAACCUUGACAACCAACCGCUUUAUCUAGCAACCUUUUUAUCGUUCAUCUAUGCACUUGGUCACUUUUCGACAGAAUACUUGAUCUACCACACCAUGGCCAUUCAAAAUCUCGCAACGGUUGGUUUCUUUGCAGGGACAUCGAUAGUGUGGAUGUUGUUACAAUGGAGGACACAUACUCGAUUGAAGAAGGAAUGAAAAUGUGUCAUCUCCUUUCGGCAACCAUCKUUGGGCGUUUACGCCUUUUUCAUGUAUUUGUAUCGUAAGACACUUGCAGGAUCGGCUUUUGUUGUACUAAAAAUAACUAAUCUUUGAUUCUUUUGUGCUAGACUUCUUGUUGUUGGACCUCU
This is a messenger RNA of Cynara cardunculus var. scolymus (artichoke), 842 nucleotides long. RefSeq names its product ergosterol biosynthetic protein 28. Gene Ontology annotation, cellular component: endoplasmic reticulum; membrane. Bases 307 to 690 code for a protein of 127 amino acids. Gene Ontology annotation, molecular function: protein-macromolecule adaptor activity. The transcript is spliced from 4 exons. Lineage: Eukaryota; Viridiplantae; Streptophyta; Magnoliopsida; Asterales; Asteraceae. The record is from RefSeq and is a predicted model, not a curated record.